Clunio marinus is the source of this 210-nucleotide messenger RNA. NCBI's taxonomy places the organism in Eukaryota, Metazoa, Arthropoda, Insecta, Diptera, Chironomidae. The record is from the annotation of a GenBank genome assembly.
AUGAAUAAAAUGGAGGAAUAUUUACAUCAUGAAAAGGGUAAAACAUUGAAAUUGUUGAAAAAUUUCUUGAAAAAGAUGUUCAGUGUUCGAUGUUUCACUUUACAAGAUAGUUUCAUCUGGAGAAUGAAAUUGAAGCAAUUUACAAGCAACACAUCACAUCAUCUCCAUUUUGCAUCAUCAUCAUCAAAUAACAUUUCGAAACAUGUGUGA